GAUCAUGAGUCUGCGCUGAAUGAGAAGCAGAGAAACGUUCAAACGUGAUCACGCCGAGAAGCGAAAAUACUAAUUAUACCAAGCUUGAAAACAGAUUUAUUGUGUUAUCAUGGCCGACGAUGAAGGAUUUGUCGUUCGUGUUCGGGGUCUGCCUUGGUCUUGCUCUGCAGAAGAAGUAUCCAGGUUUUUUUCAGGCUGUAAAAUUUCCAGCAAUGGAUCAGCCAUCCACUUCACAUACACACGAGAAGGCAGACCGAGUGGUGAAGCUUUUGUGGAGCUGGAGUCAGAGGACGACCUGAAGAUCGCGGUCAAGAAAGACAGGGAGUCAAUGGGCCAUAGAUAUGUAGAAGUUUUCAAAUCAAACAAUGUGGAAAUGGACUGGGUUUUGAAGCACACUGGUCCGAACUGUCCAGAGACUGAGGGAGAUGGACUGGUCAGACUGCGCGGCCUUCCUUUUGGAUGUAGCAAGGAAGAGAUUGUGCAGUUUUUUUCAGGGUUGGAAAUCGUGCCAAAUGGGAUAACAUUGCCGGUGGACUUCCAGGGGAGGAGUACGGGGGAGGCCUUCGUGCAGUUUGCUUCACAGGAUAUAGCUGAAAAGGCUCUAAAGAAACACAAGGAAAGAAUAGGGCACAGGUAUAUUGAGAUCUUUAAGAGCAGCAGAGCUGAAGUACGGACCCAUUAUGAGCCUCCGCGUAAAGGCAUGGGCAUGCAGAGACCUGGGCCUUAUGACCGGCCCAGCGGAGGAGGACGGGGCUACAAUGGCAUGAGUCGUGGGGGAUCCUUCGACCGGAUGCGCCGUGGAGGAUAUGGUGGAGGAGUGUCAGAUGGGCGUUACGGUGAUGGUGGUAAUUUCCAGAGUACCACAGGCCAUUGUGUUCAUAUGAGGGGACUCCCUUACCGGGCCACAGAACCCGAUAUCUACAAUUUUUUCUCACCUCUAAACCCGGUCCGUGUGCACAUUGAGAUCGGUCCAGAUGGACGGGUGACCGGUGAGGCUGACGUUGAGUUUGCAACACAUGAAGAUGCAGUGGCUGCAAUGUCAAAGGACAAGGCCAACAUGCAACACCGAUAUGUUGAGUUGUUCCUAAACUCAACAGCAGGGGGCAGUAAUGGGGGCUAUGGAGGGCAGAUGAUGGGAGGAAUGGGAAAUCAGUCAUCUUAUGGGCACGGAGGACAACAGAUGGGUGGAGGAUACACUGGAGGAUACAGCAGCCAGUCCAGCAUGGGAGGCUACAAUGACUACAAUAGCCAGGGUGGGAUGAGCAACAGCUAUUACGGUGGCAGCCGUGGCUCGGUGGGCAUGAAUGGCAUGGGAGGUGGCUGGGGCAUGUAGAUGCACCCGAAGGAGUAUUCUUAAGUUUAGGGUCGUCUUGAUUCUGCUGAGGCCGUCUGGGUUUUGUUCUCUGUCGCAACGAUGAAUAUGGGGAGGAUCCGAUUCACACUUUGCCCACCUGUACUCUGAACCUCAGCGUUGGAAUCAGUGUUAUUUCCUGCAUUUCCUAAGUUUAAGGGUCAGAAGGCCCCAUUAUUAAUGCUUGUAAAUAUCCUCCAGACGUAUCGAUCACUUCAGAGACUGUAGCACAUCGGCCUUGCAUGGCAUGAGGAGCUGCAACUCCACUUUUUAUAAUGCGCAAAGAACUUUGUCGAAACCUUAUUUUUUAAAAAGUGAACUGGAAAAUGUUUCUUUCUUUUUCUUGUCCAAGCUACUUCACGAAUGCAUAUUUUAAUUUUCAUUAUUGUAGACGCCACAGUUUCCCUCUUUUGGUCUGUCUUUGAUUUCUCAUAUGUGUGGGUAAUAAACAUUCACAAAGGUAUUGUCUCUAAUUCA
Danio rerio (zebrafish) is the source of this 1828-nucleotide messenger RNA. It is a transcript of the gene hnrnph1l, whose product is annotated as heterogeneous nuclear ribonucleoprotein H1, like. Lineage: Eukaryota; Metazoa; Chordata; Actinopteri; Cypriniformes; Danionidae. Gene Ontology annotation, molecular function: nucleic acid binding; RNA binding. Gene Ontology annotation, cellular component: nucleoplasm. The record is from RefSeq and is marked validated.